CCUCACCAUCGCACUCAACAUGAGACCCACAGUUGCCCUCCUCGCCAUCUCCUUCCUCACUGCCCCGGCCGUCGCGGACUGGGAGCUAUACACCUCAACCUGCUACGGGUUCUCAGGCUCAUACAGGAUUAGUGGCGCCGCGGUUAACGGCGACCCUUGCUCAGGGGAUGGUGCCAAUUGGGAUAACAGUUACCGUGAGAGGCGGAUGGACUCGCAUAACCCGUGCAACCGAGGGGGCAAGAAAUUCCGCUACGUCCGUGAUGGGUCCGACUAUAAUGUGUACUGGGAGGACAGCCCGAAUAACAAGAUUGGGCGGUGCUUUGAGAAGAUCGAUCCUGAUCGGACAAGAGUGUGCCAUGACGUCCGGCUUUCGUGCAGUUAUUCCCUGAUGUACGAGUGCAAGUCGCCUGCUUGCACUUCGGAAAUGAUGGGUUAGUUAGUCAUAAGGCGAUUCUUCCUCUUUUAGUUCUCUGUGUAUCAGGUUGUGAGGAAUGAAAGUGCGUGUUAAACGCGGACGGCUAGAAAAUGGGCCCUUUGGAAGUUGCCACUUUAUGG
Aspergillus pseudonomiae is the source of this 555-nucleotide messenger RNA. RefSeq lists its product as uncharacterized. The record is from RefSeq and is a predicted model, not a curated record. The transcript has a single exon. Bases 20 to 436 code for a protein of 138 amino acids. Lineage: Eukaryota; Fungi; Ascomycota; Eurotiomycetes; Eurotiales; Aspergillaceae.